Boeremia exigua is the source of this 822-nucleotide messenger RNA. RefSeq lists its product as uncharacterized. NCBI's taxonomy places the organism in Eukaryota, Fungi, Ascomycota, Dothideomycetes, Pleosporales, Didymellaceae. The transcript has a single exon. The coding region runs from base 1 to 822 and encodes 273 amino acids. The record is from RefSeq and is a predicted model, not a curated record.
AUGGAUUUCUCAAACAACGCAUUCCGUGUUCCUCCAAAAGUUUCCGAGGACACAAUGUCACACGCAAAUCUGGUCAUGGCGUGUCAAUGGGGGUGGUCAAGCACACCUGACUCAGAACAGGUACAGUCUACCGAUCUGACCGCGUCACAAUCUACGUUGAACACGCCCUUCAACAAUAUCCGAAGCAAACGAUUCGCGCCGUGCCAAGGCCGACUUUACCACCAGCUCCUAUGCUCCCAUCGUAUCCGAACGGACUUAGUUGAAGACUGUGGUGGCAACUGCGUCGAGCCUUUUGGAAAACCCUUGGCUACUGCAUUCGUCUGCAAUGAAUGCAUCCAGAAGGAGGCUAUCGACAUUUGGGAACAGCGAAAGGCGCAGCAUGGAGCUUCUUAUCCACCGAUCGAUCGAAUGUCGAAAGAGCAAUACGACGUGUUCUUUGAAGAGCGCCGGACUCUCGAGACCGAGUUUGCGCGAGAGCACAAGCUCUACGAGUUAGAGCUCAAGGCCAACAUGCGACCUAGCAACGUCUGUUCCGCACAAGAAGCGAGUAAGGAUGAAACCGAGUUCGCAUCCAAACUAGACUCUCUUUCAUUAGCGAUGAUGGCGUCUGGUGAUGGAGCAGCUCAACCUCAGUUUGUGCAGUCUCGCGAUCGGUCGAGUAUACCGAGCGACGCUUCCGAGCAGCUGCACUGGACUUUAAGCACCCUUGCACUGGAUCGUGGCGCAUGUGGCAUCGAAUAUUCGACAACACAGUCUCCAAAUGGUGUGCCAUCCUUGCGACAAGUGAAUGAGGAAGAACUAUGGCGAAAGCCGCGGGAGUAA